AGCAGAAUGGCCGAGGAGUCGGGAAAUUUCACAGUAGAAACAAAGCAUAGGAACUGUCGUAUCACUGUUAAAGGGACAACAUUCUACGUGAAUGGGCACUUCUUAGCAGAAAUUUCUAAAUUUUUCGAUAUCGCCUUCUUUGGAGAGUUUGCUGAGGCUCGAGACAAGCUAAUUAGCUUGGAAAGCGAAACGCCAGCAGAUAUCGCACUCUUUCUAGACAUAGUACAUCCGGGUGGAAAAAAGAAAGUCACAGAAAAAAGUUGCGGAUUAAUGAUGCGUUACUCGGACAUCUGGGAUAUUCCUUCACUCAGGGAAAAGUGUAAAGAAUUUCUAUUGUACAAUUUCCCAAGGCUUCGACCGUCGUUUGAAACGACGUUGGGUCUCCUCGAGACCGCCUACCUCCACGGUUUUGAUCACUGCUCAGACCAAUUGAUCUCGCGCCUUGCUGGCUUUGGACAGGUAUUUCUCGAUCAGCAAGGAAUGCUCAAUAAAAUUGCUGACGCUCGCACCAUUGCUGCUUUAUUCUCAGCUGCUCCCAAGGAUAGAAUUAUUGUGAAGAAAUUUGCGCAUUGUCUAACGUCUCUGGGAAACAGGUCAACAAGAGAGUGCGUGAUUCUGAACUGCACGAAUCGGCCGUCUCACGUGUGUUCCGUGUGCAAACUCUAUCUUUGCUCUGCACAUCAGGACUACAUCCCUUGCACAAAAGAAGCCCAGUUCCCCACUUACAUCAAAAUUGUCCCAUUCAACAUCGGCUCAGCCAAAGUCGAUACAGAUCUGUUAUAUGGUAAGACUGGUGAGAGUAAGAGCGGUGAAAAGUAAAAAUGUUAGUUGUACAUUGUGUUGCUGAUUGAAAUUUGGUAUAAUUCUAAAUAAAG
This is a messenger RNA of Cylicocyclus nassatus, 875 nucleotides long. NCBI's taxonomy places the organism in Eukaryota, Metazoa, Nematoda, Chromadorea, Rhabditida, Strongylidae. The record is from the annotation of a GenBank genome assembly.